Cloeon dipterum is the source of this 942-nucleotide messenger RNA. It is a transcript of the gene cni, whose product is annotated as protein cornichon. Gene Ontology annotation, cellular component: endoplasmic reticulum membrane; COPII-coated ER to Golgi transport vesicle. Lineage: Eukaryota; Metazoa; Arthropoda; Insecta; Ephemeroptera; Baetidae. Gene Ontology annotation, biological process: endoplasmic reticulum to Golgi vesicle-mediated transport. The record is from RefSeq and is a predicted model, not a curated record. The transcript is spliced from 5 exons. Bases 196 to 630 code for a protein of 144 amino acids.
CUUAAGUCUUCAAUGCCAAGCUCGUAUCGUAGUUGAAGUUGCGUUUUGUUGUUUCGGUGUUUUUACUUAAUAAUACUUAAACGCGCAGCUCAAAACAGUUACUCUCGAAGUUUUAGGAGAAACAAAAUCUAUUAUUACUCCGUCUUUGCAAGUUCAAAGAGAUCAGCAACGCGUUGAAAAAGAGACGACUCAAAAAUGGCAUUCACCUUCGCAGCGUUUUCCUACAUCAUUGCACUCAUCGCAGAUGCUUUCCUCAUAUUUUUCGCCAUAUUCCACGUGAUUGCUUUUGACGAGCUCAAAACCGACUACAAAAACCCUAUUGACCAGUGCAACAGCCUGAAUCCAUUAGUGCUACCGGAAUACUUGCUUCAUAUUCUUUUCAACAUCCUCUUCUUAGUGUCUGGAGAGUGGUUCUCACUGGUUCUGAACAUGCCAAUGAUUGCGUACAAUAUUAACAGGUACAGAACGAGGCCAGUGAUGUCGGGCCCUGGGCUCUAUGAUCCAACAAGCAUCAUGAACUCUGACACACUAACCAAAUGCCAGCGCGAAGGGUGGAUAAAGCUUGCCUUCUACCUCAUUUCGUUCUUCUACUAUCUCUAUGGGAUGAUCUAUUCCCUUAUUUCGGCCUAAAAGGACUCAACCGACUGGAUGUUUUUAGUCUUCUUAAUGUGGCACCAAAGGACAGCCUUGAAUCAGUUGCAACUGCCCAAACAACGAAAAAAGGUGGCAACAAGGACUGACGUUACAAUAUAAAGACAAGCAUCUCAUAUUGAGAAGCGAGUUAUCACCUUUUGUUUCACGGAGUAUUCUGCCUUUUAAUUUAUUUAUGUUGGUUAUGUUUUGUUGCUGAAGUUUCUUAACAUCAAAUCGUAUAAAUUGGAAAUGUUCUGAAUGUUUUCAUUUUUUUGAAUAAGUGGAAUAAAACUAGAAAGAUCUAAAGCG